Molecule: messenger RNA, 708 nt
Organism: Centruroides sculpturatus (bark scorpion)
Lineage: Eukaryota; Metazoa; Arthropoda; Arachnida; Scorpiones; Buthidae
Exons: 2
Coding region: 1-708 (235 amino acids)
Source: RefSeq, a predicted model, not a curated record
AUGAACCUUAAAGACCAAGGCAUCACUGCUGUCCGACGUAUCUCCAUUCAUUGGGAUAGCAAGUUAAUACCAACCAAACAUUUAAUUCUCACCUUUAACAAGCCGAUAUUACCAACUUCCAUUACUGCAGGAUACCUGCGCUGUCCAGUUCGUCCAUACAUUCCAAAUCUGCUGCGUCGUUUUAAAUGCCAGCAAUUUGGACAUUCUCAAACAUCCUGUCGAGGGAAGAACAUAUGCACACAGUGUGGAGUUAAAGGUAACCAGAGUACUGAGUGUACCACUACUCCAUGCUGUGUGAAUUGCAAACACACAUAUCCCGCCUACUCCCGCAAAUGCCCUGCAUGGCAGACAGAAAAAGAAAUCCAGCGGGAAUCUCUCACUCGGCAUGCGAAAUGUUUACUGAUUCCAUCAAAAAAAACACCAGAAAAGGAGAGUAUAAAACCAAAAACACUCCUACAGAAAACAGGGGUUAUAACAAGAAACCUGGGUUCAAAAAAGGCUAGUAAGAACCCAAUAAACACGCAGAGAGUGAAAGUGGCUCUCUCUAAAUGUAAAAAAUCAGAAGCCCACUCUAUGAGUGAGUUUUCUGAUAUCUCUGAUGAAGAGACUAAUCAGGAGGUAACAAAACCAACAUCACCUCCAAAAGAAAAACCCCCUGUUAGAUUAAAGAGAGAUACUCUCACAAAGAAUGUUGCCUCAAACAUAUAA